This is a messenger RNA of Aptenodytes forsteri (emperor penguin), 9064 nucleotides long. RefSeq names its product dual specificity phosphatase 27 (putative) (gene STYXL2). Gene Ontology annotation, biological process: negative regulation of MAPK cascade; protein dephosphorylation. The record is from RefSeq and is a predicted model, not a curated record. Gene Ontology annotation, molecular function: MAP kinase phosphatase activity; protein tyrosine/serine/threonine phosphatase activity. The transcript is spliced from 6 exons. Gene Ontology annotation, cellular component: cytoplasm. Bases 174 to 3674 code for a protein of 1166 amino acids. NCBI's taxonomy places the organism in Eukaryota, Metazoa, Chordata, Aves, Sphenisciformes, Spheniscidae.
AGUUGUCCUGCCCCUUAAUGAAGAAGCCACAGAGAGAGUGAGAGGGGGCAGCUGAUUUCUCUCCCCCCAGUACCGUUCCCUGCCAGGUUUCCUGCCCUCUUCACUGGACUCCCUCCGACAGGGACCCUCAGCAGAGUCGUCCAGGCACAGGGGUGGAUCCUCUUGCAGCUGCCAUGGCCAGUGGCAGAGAUUCGGACAGCGAGCAGGCGGUGCCCGAUGAGGGGGAUGAGGGACCGGACAUGAAGGCUGUGCAGGCUCACUAUCUCCGCAGCCCCUCACCCAGCCGGUAUUCAGUGAUAUCGGACACUGAUACAGAGAGCAUCUUCAUGGAGCCAAUCCAUCUGUCAUCUGCUGUGGCUGCCAAACAAAUAAUCAAUGAAGAACUGAAGACAAAGGACACCAAGGUAGAUUCAGCGUGUCCCAGGAUGUUAGAGUCCGCGCAGCAAUUGAUGGUGGAAGACCUGUACAACCGAGUUAAGGAAAAGAUUGAUGACACCAGCUUGUUUAACACGCCGUGUGUGAUGGACUUGCAGAGGGCACUUGUGAAGGACAGGCUGGAGACCCCCAGGGAUGCUGUGGAUGAAGUCUGGCCUAAUGUCUUCAUAGCAGAAAAAAGUGUUGCGGUCAACAAAAGCCGUUUGAAGAGACUGGGGAUCACGCAUGUCUUGAAUGCAGCUCAUGGUACAGGCGUAUACACAGGACCAGGUUUCUACAACGGUCUGAAUAUCCAAUACCUGGGCAUUGAAGUGGAUGAUUUUCCAGAUAUGGAUAUCUCCAAACACUUCCGCCCAGCUGCAGAGUUCCUUGACGAAGCACUGCUGACUUACAGGGGCAAAAUCCUUGUCAGCAGUGAAAUGGGAAUCAGUCGCUCAGCUGUGCUGGUGGCUGCUUACCUGAUGAUCUACCACCAUAUGACCAUUCUGGAGGCUCUGAUGACUCUAAGAAAGAAGCGUGCCAUUUACCCCAAUGAUGGCUUUCUGAAGCAGCUAAGGGAGCUCAACGAGCAAUUGUUAGAGGAACGAGAGUUGGAGCAUACUGGAGACGAAGAAGUCACUCCUAGUCAAAGUCCUGUUGUCCAUGCAGGGACUUCUUCCCGGCUGUCUGGAGUUGGGGACUCAGAAAGCAUCAUGGGAGCCAAAGCCCACUCCAUCACAGUAGAAGAAGAGGACACCAGCAGCCUGCUGGGUAGUCUUAUGAGCUCUUCAUCGGCGGGAAAAUCUAGCUGGGUUUCCAAACACUCCACCCUCAUCAGUGAGGAGGAAGAGGAACAGCUGUAUAAGGAAUGGAGGAAGAAACAAGGCCUGCCUGCAAAGGAACCAGGAGUUAACCAUGGAAGAAGAACUUCUCCAAAGCUUCUGGAUCAGGAAGGGGAACAAUCUGAGGAGGAUGUGGAACAGAGGAUCCAUGACUGGCAGUGCAGAAAUGAGAAAUACCAAAUGGAGGGUCCACCCAGGGAGGAGGAUGGAGAUUCCAGCAUGGGAGGAAGACCUUACCCAUCAGGUGAAUUCAGUGAUGUUGAGAGUGUGAGCAGUUUUGAGAUCCAAACCCUAAAGCAACAGUUGGAAGCCAGUAGCUUUAGCAGGAUGAGGAGGAGCCGCACAGGCUCUGUGUCUUCAGAGAGCACUUGGGACAUGUGGAACCAAAGGCUUCUGGAGAUUGAGAAGGAAGCUGCUCAGAGGUAUCGUUCUAAGAAUAAAAUUGGUGGGGAGAGACAAUCCCCAGAAACAGGAAGAAAGGAGAGGGAUGAGGAUGAGGAGAGUGUGUUUUCAGACAGUAGCUCCUUUUACAAUUUCUGCCAAAAGAACAAAGACAAGUUGACUCCUCUAGAAAGGUGGAAGGUCAAGAGAAUCCAGUUUGGCUUUCACAAGAAGGAUUUAGAAUCAUCAUCAUCUUCUGCACCAUCUCCAGCAGAAGAUGGCAGCCAGGCAGGUGGGGAGGGGACAGAAGGGAAGAGUUUGUCAGAUAUUAACCUGACUGCUUACCAGGCUUGGAAAAUGAAGAGGCAGAAGAAGGUGGGCAGUGAAAGCAAGGAGGAAUUUGUGGAGUUUGCCAAAAGUGAGGAUUCUGCUUCAGCCAAAAAGAAGCAGAGGCGUGUAGAGCUCCUUGAACAUUCAAAGAAAAUUUUAGAAGAAAGCCAGUCCAUGUGCAGCUGGGAGACAGACAGUACGAUGAGUGGGAGUAUCCCACUGUCAGCUUUCUGGCCCUCAGCGCCUUCUGCAGGCGGUGCCGAGGAUACAGCUUCUGCACUGAGCAUGCAGACAAAUCAUUCAUCUUUGUCACAGACCAGGAGCAGCACGGGGGCAAUGCAGCCUCAGAUGCCAAGUAUACCUCUUCCCAAUCUCCCUGUUGGCCCAGGUGACACAAUAUCCAUGGCAAGCAUUCAGAACUGGAUCGCUAAUGUGGUCAGUGAAACCAUUGCUCAAAAGCAAAAUGAGAUCAUGAUGCUGUCCCGUCCAUCGUCUGCAAUGGCCUCCAGCGUAAUGUCAGGAGACCUUGGCAGGCGUGUAGAUGAUGAUAAGGUUUCUCUUCUCAGUGCUCAGAGUGGCUCAUCUCUUGCUACCUCUCAGCUUCGCCAGCAGGACAUGCACAGGGCUGAGUCUCAGUCUGUCCUGUCUUGCAAUACCUCAGUGAGCGCAAGGACAGAAGGACUGAGUUUAAACAUGAAGACAACACAGACAAGCAAGCCACUGUACAGCCUCUUUGCUGAUGAUGUUGACCUAAAGAAACUCAGGAGGAAGGAGAAGGAGAUGCAAAUGGAAAUGAGAGAGAAAAUGUCAGAUUAUCAAAUUGAAAAGGUAAUCAGAGACAAUAAACGCAGCACUUUAUUUAAAAAGAAGAUGACCAAAGGAGAGGAAAAUGAAAUAGAAGAUGACAGAGAGAGUACAACAAACAGCCACAGGUGCCCCUUGCAAGCAGAUCUUGACAGAACUGAUACAGUCUUUGAUCCGUCCAGUCAACCUGCAAACACAGGUGCAGCAAAGUCAGAGAUAGAGACUGGUAUUACCAAGUGGCUCAGUGGCCUGAGAGCAGAAAGAGAACCACCAUCAUAUUACGAUGAAAGUGAGAAGGCUAGAGAGAAAUAUAGCAGAUCAUCCAAAGUUAGAGAGAUGGAUUCUGAAACAUCCAGUUACAGAUUUUCCAGAUCCCAAAGAGAAGAGCUAGACAGCUGUUCUUCCUACGAGUCAAAAGGAGAUUCACUGAGAACCGCGUCAAGAUUUUCCUCUGCUUCUGCAAAAGAGGACAAAAAGAUGUAUAAGUUCACAAGGUCAAGGGUCAGUGAGACAACAAGUUCCAGAGAAAAGAGCCCAGAGCUGCAUGUUUUCAGCCGAACACCUGAGCCAUCCUUUGACUCUGAAUCCCCUGAACCAUCUACACAGAGUCGAGUUAGAUCUCAUCAUGUGGAGGCGUGUGAAGAGGAGGCCAAGUCAGACAUGUCAGAAUUUGGAGCUAAGAGAAAGUUCACCCAGAGCUUUUCAAAGUCUGAAGAGGAUGGAAAGAAGGAGGCAAAAGUGGAACAAACUGAAGAAAGAUUUGCAUCUAGACAGUUCUCUCAGUACAGGCGAAGCAUGCGUAAAGAAGAGGAAGAAGAGAUGGAUGAUGAUGCCAUUAUCGCUGCUUGGAGAAGCCGACUAGAAGAAACUACAGCAAAGCUCCGGCGGCGAAGGGAAGAGUGACCAAGAUCAGAUUAGAGGAACACAAGCAGAGCCACAGAGUCCCCGAAUCACUCAUCAUUAUAUUUCUGAUAAUCCUUUGUGGUUUGUAGGGCAUUUCCUGCAGAUAGUUCUCUUCUUAAUCAAAAGCGAUAAAGGGAAGAGGUCAAGUUUUGGAAGUGUUUGUGGUUUGUCAGAAAGAAGAUGCUGGUAUUAAAUGAUCAAUGUAGGUAGGAACACAAUGUUAGAAGCCAUUAGGAGCCAGACGAUGCUUCAGCAGCAAAAGCAAGUAAUGGUGGCACCUCAAUUCAAAAGACCAAUCACAUCCCAUUUUGGUUAUUUCAAUUUCCUAGCCUCGUUAAAGACUGGACAUAUUUUUUCUAGGAUCUUUUUGAUCAUAAAUGGAAGAAGGCAACAGCCUUUUCUAGGAACUUGAAGAAUGUUCCUCUCUUAAUCAGUUUUACUUUCUACCACUGAGAAGAUACUGCCAGGUAGGCUCCAUUUUCUGCACCAGUCUUAUGAAUGUCUACAGAAAUAAGACAGUUCAGGGGAAUACAUGUACUGUUUUACUUCACUAAGUAGCAGAAGCAAAGUGAAAUAGAAGAAAGAAGAUGCCUCCUUCUUUUUAGAAGUUCAAUGCAAUAAUGAAUGUAUUCCUGUGGUACCAUUGUUUUCUAUUAGAUGGAGUCAUCUCUGCUCCGGCAUAGUUGGUUCCUGCUGAUAACUUUGGGUCAACAAAGGACAAAUGCAGUAAUAUUAACAGCCAUCUAAAAAUUAUGUUCUGAUGCGGUUAAAGAGACGGAGCUAGGGUUAGGAUUAGUCUUAGGUUAGGCUGGGUUUCUGAAGUACUGACUUCAGGUUGUUUUACGUAUGCAGCUCAGCUAAGUCUGUGCUUUUAUGGCUAUAGUCAGAUUGUCAUGUAUUAAUUUUCAACACGAUUGCCUUAAAAGAAAAGAGUGAUACACAAACUGACCUCAUAAUAAAAUGAUGUAUAACUAAAGCGUUGGUGUAAGGCACCAUGCACCUAAGGACAAAUUGUAUGUCUGUUGAAUGUGGUACUUGGAAGCUCAUUUUUUGGAGAUGGUAGGUUUAGUUGGCGUGUUACAGUUAACGUGUUGUUUGUAUCAUGAGCUACAGAGCCCACUUCUCAGAGUGAGUGGAAGGAGCACAGUCUCCGUGUUAACUGAGUACACCAAGUUAAGAGCCUCGGGUCUUUCCAUGCCCUGCAGAGCCUCAUGAGCUUGUGUGACAUGACCUGCCAGGCCUGCCACAGCAUCACUUUUGUGGCUCGUAUGAUGCUGUGUCUCUGACGCAUCAAAGCACCCAACUUUUUGUCACCAGUCAACAUCCUCCACCUCUCUCUUAUAAAGACCUAGGCCAAUUUCUCCUGAUUUCUACUCUGGAAUUAUCUGUUCCCUCUUCUGUACAGACUGUAUUUUGAAACAACAAAACCCUCUGGCAGAGCUGAGUAUAAAACAACAAUGGAGGGAUGAUGCAGUAUUGCUCUCUCACAGGAAGUUUUGUCUUUCUUUUUCUUGUAAUCUCUUCUCCCUCCCACUGCGAUGCUUAGAGCUCACUAUUACUAUUAUGCUAGUACCUCUCCCUAUUUUAAUUGUGUAAUAUAGACAGUAAGCUCCACAGGGCAAGGGCCUGGUCUUUGUCCUUGUCUGUAUGACGCCACGCACAUCAGCAAUGCUAUCUAAAUAAUGGCUACUGAUAACAAAAUGCAGCUGCCAAUUUUCCUAAACUUAGAAUCAUUUCUCUCAACUAUAACUCACUGAUUAGACAUUAUCCCUGCUUCUCUGGAGAUAAAGAUGACUCUUUCUGACAGCCAGGACUAGGGUAAAUGAUAGCUACUUAUUGUCAGGUGAAUGGAGUCUCAAAAUCAGGUGAUUGAACAAUAACGGGUAGAAAAAGAAGAGAAAGAACAUAUUUUACUUGUGUGUUUGGGGUUUUUUUGAGUAAACUCAGAUUACAUUUUUGAAGUACAUAAGGAACAUGGUCUUCUUAAUGUUUCAGGCAUCCAGAGAUGCUAUAAGGCUUAUAAUGCACUUCUACUGCAAUAUAAUAUGUAAUACAAUGCAUCCCUUAUUUCUGCAUACUUCUGUGAGUUGUAUUUUUUUUAAGUAGUGGAAUUCCAGGCUUUGAUCCACAUUCUGAGAUUUUAUGUUGAAUUUCUGCAAUGUGUGUUAGGAUAGGCAUUUUCCUCUUUUCUUCAUCCUUGGUAAAGUUGCUCUGUGGAAAAAACUCUGCACAUGCAUAUUUGGAGCUUGCUUUAAUUUCAGUCUAGAAAAGGUCUUAAGUUUCGACAGAUCAAAGUGGAAGUGUGCAAUACCUUCUGGCACUGAAUUUACUUUUUUAUCAAGGGCUGGUUCCUUCUGAAAAAUCUCUCUCCCGCUUCCUAUGGCUGGCUGCUGUUCUCAACAGAAAUGUCUGUCCUCUGCAGUACUGUAGGGGGCAUCUUACACUGUAAAAGGUGAGCAUUAUAUGAUGUAGUAAUUGGUUUCAUUUUGCACUGUACAGCACAGCCUUUGUUUGGGUAGCAUUUUGAUUUAAACAGUAAUCUAGGUCUGCCGCACAAAUAAAUUAUUCAAGGCUGAGGGGCAGAAUAUGGUUCUAUAACAAGCCUGAGCCAAACCAUCCUGAUAGCGAGUUUUGACCCUUCUGGGAAAGGGUUAAGUGGGUUCUGCUGACUCACUGAGGUAGGUGGCUUAUUAGUUCACUUGUGUAAAAGGGAGAUAAAAAUGGUUUGCUGGGGAGAGGCCAUCUAGGAUGCUGGCUGAGCAGUCAUGAGGGAGAAGCCUUAGAAACAGCUGAACUUUAUUUUCUUAUUGCUUAUAUCCUUGUUAAUAAAGCCAAACCCCCAAAGCAAUAAGGGGGUGGGGAUCAUUUUGGACUCCAUUUAGUGUAUGGCCUGUGCUUGAAAGUGAGAUGGGAAAGGCUCCAGCUCACAGGUAUAAAUUACAUGAAACAGUGACAUAAAGACCUUGCAUGGUGAAAAUAUUAAAGCAUUCAGUCAUAAGACCAAUAACCAGGAGAGACAGAAAUGGAGAGGUUGAAGGCAGGCUAGAAAGUCAGGUUUUAAGAUGAGAAUUUAGAAGGAGAUAGGGAAUCGGUGAAAGGGGAGAGGUCUGCACAGAUUGUUUCAGGUGACCAGAGCUGCAGAGUGAAUGGUUUUUCAGCAAUGACACUGUUCUGACACUAGAUUAAAAGAGUAGGUAAGUACCCAAAUUUAUCUAGGAAGGAUUUUUCAGCAAAGAUGCGCUGGGACUGAUAUUUUUGCUCAGCCUCAGUUUGCUGCUGUAGGCAGGAGGGGGUUUUUUGGCAUUGUACAGUGGAAGGUGAAAGUGCAAGGAGCAUCCAUACAGUCAGUUAAGAAUAUAAACACAGGAACAUCAGAAAGGCUAUAUGGGGUCAGACCAAAGGUCCAUCUGGCUCAAUAUCCUGUCUCUGACAGAGAACAACAGUGAAUACCUAGGGAAGAAUAUAAGAGCAGUGAUAUAAGUGAUAUUUCCCCAGCAUGAUCUUCCAGCUUCUAAUCAUUUGCAACUCAAGGACCUCCUGAGCCAGAUGUGAUAUUUUUGUAUUUAAUAGCCCUGGAUAGAUUUUCCUUCUAUGGAGGUGCCUAGUCAUUUUUGAGUUAUAGCCAUGAUAGCCUUGUACCCGCUAGCCUCCGUGAUCUCUUGUGGCAAGAAGUCCCACAACUUACUCUACACUGAAUACUAAGCCAUCUCCUUUUUGUCUGUUCUGAACCCUCUGCCUGCUAGCCUCCUUUGAUGACAAAAUAAUCUCUAGUUAGUAUCUACAUGCCACACAAGAUUUUACCCACCUCUAUCAUUAUGCCCCAUCCUUAGCUCUCUGUUUUUCAGCCCAAGUUACUUAUUCCUCAUAUGGGAGCUCCUCCAUGUCUCUGAUUAUCCUGGCCGUUCUUCUCUGAACCCUUUCCAGUUCUGCUUUGUCACGUUUGAGAUGAGGGACCAAAUCUUCACACAGUAUUCAGGGUGCAGGUGUGGCAGGGAUUUAUCCUGUGGCAUAAUGACCUUUUUUUUUUCUGUUCUCUCUUCCUUUCCUAUUAACUCCUAACAGUUCACAUGCUUUUUUGGCUGUUGCUGAGAACCAAGGUGACAUUUUCAUGGAACUAUUUAUUAUAUCCACAAAAUCUUGUUGCUGGAUGGCAAUGGUCACCAUUUUAUAUGUUAAGUUUUCUUUGCGUAAUGCUUGACAUUUAUUAGCAUUGAAUUUCAUCUGCCAUCUUAAUGCUCAGUGUCUCAGUCUCAUUAAGUCCUUCUGCAUUUUUUCACAGCUGGCUUCUCAUUUCUACUACUCUGUUUCCUUAAUGUCCUUUGAACAAUGUAGAAACUCAGGGUAUGCGGGGAGCAAAGAAGUUAAGGAGGGACACGUGAGAGAGAAACCCAUUUGAUGUUGGUCUGAGUGAAGUAAGAAGUAAGAAAGUGAUGAAAGCUGGAGAGCUAGGAGAUAAGAAGUGUUCAAAAAGAGAUCGGAAGACAAUAAGCAAAUUAAGAAGGGGACCUACAUUGGAUGGAGACAGUAAGAUACGUAUGUAAGCCAAAGAGGCUAAUGCAAAAUAUUAAUUUGUUUAGAUGUAUAAAAAUCUGGGGAAAGGUUAUGGGGCAACCUCUGUGGGAAGGAAGGAGAUGGUGGGAUUUACAGAGAUUACAGGUUUGUAAGAAAUGUGAAGGGGACUGUGAGAAAUGGAAAGGGUGAGAGACAUUAGUGGGACAUAGAUGAUAAAACGACAUCUGUGCUAGACUGGGAAUUCAAUGCGGCAGAAGCAAGUUUGGAAGGAAGCGGAAACGUGCCAGAAAUAAGUUAUUCCUGGUGUAACAGCUGCAUUCUGCAUCGUAAUACUGAUAGGUGUGGGGCCAUGGCUCAUUUCCCCCAUCUAGGAUUUUCAGGGCAAUUUGAUUUAUUGCAUGUGGCACUAGUUUAGACUGGAUAAUUUUAAAAGGAGUUUAGCACCAUUUCCUUCUUUUAGAGCUCCUUGAGAAAUGCUUAUGCAUUAGCUGUAGUGGAGAGCUAGGUGAAUUAUGAGACAAAAAGUUUUACUUGGGGAUGGUAAUGUUGCAUUGCCUGCCUUUCCUUAAAGGGUUUAGCUGGAAUACAUUCAAUAUAGACAUUAUAACAUGAAAACACAGUAUCCAUGACCUUCCUAAAUUUAUAGACAAUUCAACAGAGAUGCAGAAGGCAUGUGAUUAAUAUAGUCUAGGGCUUGGAAAGACACUGCGUGCUCAUGUACUCCAGCAGAACCUCUUUGAGAGCUACCUAGCUAUUCUCUGGAAUUUCACUUGUCAUUAGAAAAAUGAAAGUGGGUUAAAUCUCUGGCUGUUCUAAUUGUGAAGAAAACUUCCAAAAUUGGAACUAUGUGUAACAAAUAAACAGUUCUCUAGCAAGGU